UCAUGUAAAUAAUUCUGACUUAAUAAUAAACUGAGGAUUUCCUCUUCAGAAGAGACCAGGAUCAUGGGUCGGCCACAGCUUGAGUCUCAGCAGAGCUCCAAAUACCUGCAGCUCUGUAGGCCCCAUACCUCCGUCCUACAGCCUCCUCAGGUGUGCUAUGAGGUUUACCUGUAAAUCAGAGCUGAGCGCUGACGCCCCACGAGGGAGCUGACAACAAGUCAGACCGGUUCUGCAGCCCAGGAUCCGGCCUCAGCAUCCAGACACACCAGCUUUUCUCUGCAGACCCAGGACAGGUGGCAGAGAGGCUCACAUGGCUCCUGAGCAACAGCUCAGACGGACACACAGACAGAAACCUCAGACUGUGGACGGAGUGGAUCCUGAUCCUGAGAGAUUAACUUGGACAUUAGUGAGUUAAGGUUUUUAUUCAGCUCUUGGAUGAACUGAGGGAUGAUCUGAACAUGUGCGCUGCAUGAAAACCAAAGGUAACCAGGUUUUCUUUGGUGAGGGUAAAUAAUCUGGACUCUAUCUCAUGUUCUGGAUCUGUUUUCAUGCUGAGACAUGGUGGACCUGACGUGAGCAGACCAGUUUCUCCUUUUGCUCUGGAACUGAAGGCUGUGGUCAUGAGACGGAGAUGGGCCGUGAGUCUGCUGUGGAUGAUGAUGCUCGUCCUGCUGGACUUAAACAACGACUCAGAGUAUGGACUCAUUGUGUCGGCAGGUGUUUGGAUGCUGCCGGCUCCCAGCAGAGUCUCCAUGGAGUCUGUAGACAUGAGACACACACUGACGUGGCUCCCCCUGCAGGCUUCAUGCAACACUACCAUCCUCUACUCGGUCCAGUUCCAGGGGGAGUUCGAGCUGACGGUCCUGAACGGCAGCUGGGUGGACGCUCCCGAGUGCCACAGGACUCCUCACACGCACUGCGACCUGACCUUUGACCUGGGCUCCGACUCCGACUACAACCUCCACGUCAGAGCGCAGUGCGGGUCGCAGCUCUCAGCCUGGACCCGACUCAGCCGACCCUUCAACCGCAGAGACACCGUCCUGACGGUGCCGGACAUGACGCUGUCGGCGGUGGGGAACGCCCUCCAGGUGUCUUUUGACAAACUUCCUCUGACUGCUGUCGUCAGAGUGACGGUGUGGAAGAGAGGAGACGAGCUGCAGGCCUCUGUCCACACGCUGCCAGCUGAGCAGAAGGUGCUGCAUGUCGCCGCCCUGCAGGAGGGAGCAGUGUACUGCGUCAGAGCUCAGACCGUCCUGGACACACAGCUGCAGAGCAGCAGCACUGACGCCCACUGUGUGUCCAUCACAGGUCCAGACGCUGCGUGGAAGAGGCCGACCACUGUGACGGUGACUGUCAUCAUCAUGGCCGGUCUCCUGUUCGCUGUCUUCUGGUCCAUCAUCCACUGUCGUCCAGAUACCUGCCAGAAAUACUUCCAUAAAGAGACACUGCCCCAGUCACUGAGACCUGUUGGGGACAUUCAGGUCCUGAUGAGGCGUCAGGAGGAGGAGCGAUGUGAGCAGAUCGACGUCACUUCACAUGUGGACGACCACAGCAGCAGACGUCCAUUCACUGAGGACUCUGUGGAGUAAAUGUUUGUCCUCGGCCUUGGAGUUUGUGCUGCAUUCAAAUGCUGUGGGAAAAACUGGAGCAAGAAGGAGAAACAAAAGGAAACAGUGUAAAAAGCCCAGAGACAGUGAUCUGCUCUGGAGGGAGGUCACAUCAGACCAGUUCAGCUGUAACCUGCAGACCAGCAUGACGUCUGGUUUGAUGAGAACAUAUCCAAAGAUGAUGUGUUUACAGUAAAAUUCACAUGGGGGUCAUGAUGUCUGUUGCUUCAUUGACCUUGUGUGUUGUAAAACAUCAAACAGGAUUUAGUGAAAUGCUCAGAAGAUAUUUCAUUGACUACACAGAGAGACUGGAUCCUGAACCAGCAGAGAGAAGAACCAGAGUCACAGGGACACAAGACACUGGAAAACUGUUUCUAUGAAGAUGUAUAUAAACAUGUCUGAAAACCUACGCAGAGAAAGGUGUUCCAAAUCUCAACAUAGCAAGGAGAUUGGUUUAUCUAACUUCUGUUGGCAGAGUGGAACUGAAAAAAAAGGUUUUAAAUACACACAAGUAAAAAUAACUUGGCUAAGUAAAUGUCUCUUCAUGAUCUCCCUGCAUGUUCGUCUAUCUGCACUUCAUAACAGCAUGUUUCAGCUUUUAGUCUUCAGCUAUCAUACUCCAGAAAUCUGUUACUGUUGAGCCAUAAUUCCUGUUUAUCAUCUCCAAGAGGAAUCAUAUUGUGAUGAUAUGAUGUUAACAUGUUGUUAUUCUACAAAUGUCUGUAGUUUAAAUAAAGAUUCAGAGCAACCUGUA
This is a messenger RNA of Lates calcarifer (barramundi perch), 2361 nucleotides long. RefSeq names its product cytokine receptor family member B16 (gene il20rb). Gene Ontology annotation, molecular function: interleukin-20 binding. The transcript is spliced from 7 exons. The record is from RefSeq and is a predicted model, not a curated record. NCBI's taxonomy places the organism in Eukaryota, Metazoa, Chordata, Actinopteri, Centropomidae. Bases 549 to 1589 code for a protein of 346 amino acids.